AAUUAAAAAAAUAUUAAUUUAGUGACCAACCGUGUGUAACUAAUUUCUCCAAAUUGCAUGUCAAUUGUGACAUUUUGACAGUCUUGACAGUUAUCACCUUUUUGGUCAUAUUUUGCAUAAACAAUUGUAAAUUAUGGAGUCAAGGAUAGAAACGUCCGAAUUGCAGCAAUUGGUGGGAAGCGACGUUGAUGGGGAGAACGACGACAGUACAGCACAAGACGAGAACAUAAACGAAGUCAAAGUUAUAUCUCCAGUCAGAAGCACCAAAUAUUUACAGAUGUCCUCGUCGGGAAACACCAGUCACAGCUCAGUCACCAAACUCGGGGCGAGAUACAACUUCGGCGUAGCCCCAAACUCGAAGGUUUCUUUCGUCAAUGAGAAACGCAUCAAUCGUGAUAUAAGCAAAACCACAACAGCCAGACCCAGAAAUGUGCACAAAGAUAGUAAUACAAAUGUCCAACACCACUGUUUUAUCUCUGAAGUGCCUGAUGUGAGACACAUGGAAAAAGCACUUUUGGGACUGUUGGCCGACUUUCAUUCGGGCAAACUCAGAGCUUUCGGAAGCGGCUGCACUAUGGAACAAAUGACCAACAUUCGGCAGCAGCAAGAAAAACUAGCCAAAUUGCAUUUUGAUUUGGGCGCAGCCACCGUGCCCUCACUCAAUGAUGAAAACCUUUUGAGAUCUCAAAACACAAUGACGCAACUUAUCCAAAGACUUGAGCAAUUGAGCGUCUCGAUAGAGGGGCUACACAGCAACACAAACAAAUAAAAACGGCAGAUUGUGUUUUCUAUUUAUUGUUAUCAAAUUGUUACGAUUCAAAAGUGCGGUAGUUCCUUUAUCACCUUUUUUAUGUAAUUUUCGAGUAAUAAAGUUUAUAGCUUCAAA
Tribolium castaneum (red flour beetle) is the source of this 886-nucleotide messenger RNA. RefSeq lists its product as uncharacterized. NCBI's taxonomy places the organism in Eukaryota, Metazoa, Arthropoda, Insecta, Coleoptera, Tenebrionidae. The transcript has 3 exons. The record is from RefSeq and is a predicted model, not a curated record. The coding region runs from base 134 to 769 and encodes 211 amino acids.